CCACUCUAAGCGAGUCCAUAACUUCCGUAGUUUAAAUUUUCUAGUUCCUAAUACAUUUGUUGAUUCAUACUUGCUUCAACAAAUGAGAAGUGUCGGCAUGCUGGACACCAUUCAAAUAAGAAAAACGGGAUACCCCGUCCGUUACACCUUUACUGAAUUUCUGAAAAGGUACAUCAUAGUUCUCCCCGAAGACAAGCGGAACGAACUGGCUUCCUCUAACUGGGCCCCCCACAAGAAAUGCGAUUAUAUAAUGAAAGAGCUUCAGAUGGGGGAGGGGGAGUAUGCAAUUGGGAAAAGCAAACUUUUUAUCCGAGACAUGCCGGCGGACAGGUUAGAAAACCGCUUUUCCGCCAUUCAAGCUUUCAGGUUGCGUAAAAUUAAAGCCGCCAUACGCCAGCAGCAGAGAGGGAUAUGCGAGGAUGCCCGGCUUGCAGCUAUUGAGCAUAAGAAGGAGGACGAAAAACUCGGGCUCACAGACGAGACGAUCGUCGACCCCCUCCAGACCCCGACCGCCUUGGGCAUCGAGGAAGUUACAAUAGCACCAGUGGCCUCGGCGGACGCACAGAUGGAUGCCUCACAGGUUAAAAAAUUGAGAUUAAAAGAACGAAUGCGGACAAUGCGGAGAAAAGUGGACGCCGACGUCGAAAACCAGACAGCUCAAGAAUCUCGUAGAUUUACAAUGGCCAGCGUGCAGCCAAUCAAAAAACUUUUGGCAGGCCAGCAGGUACAGCUCGUCUAUGAUAGGACGAACCCAGACGCAAGUGCGCCUGUUGAUAUUGCCAGACUUUUUAUUACGGACGAAGGAGAAACAAAAAAGGUUUCUUUCUCAGGAGUGCGUUGCGAGACCGAACUGCAGAAACUUUUCAAGACAAUAUUUCCAACCCACCAGUUUCCCAUGCCCUUCCCCAAAGUUUAUUUGCGAGACCCGACUUCGGGUGUCAGUUAUGAAGUGACAGACUACGGCGAAAUAAGCGAGGGAUGUGAAGUUCGCCUCAACCGUCCGGUUACCAACGUGGCACUCAAAUUGGAAGAGCUCAAUCAAAAACUGGAGCGGGGUUUCGACGUCGUUAAAGACCAUAUGAGACUUUUAUCGACGGGCGAACAGGGUGCGGUGGUUGCGCGGAGCCAGCAAACGCUUUUCUCACCAAGUGGCAGUCCCAAAGGCCGACCAGGUUUAUCGCUAGCCGAGCUCAAGGAACAGAAGUACCAGCUGCAGCAGUUGCGUAGGGAUGUGGCUAUCUGCAAGCAAAUAACAAGGGACGAGCACGAGAGUUACAAGAAAGAACUGGACGAGGAAAUAAAGAAAGUGUUACAAAAUAUGGCUCUUUCCAUGACUCCGCUGCAGGUGAAACGCUUCCAGCUACAAAAAAGCAAAGUCGACAUUCUCCGGGUAGGAAAGGAGGUGGAAAGCGAGGUCAAGGACUUUGAGCUUCUCGUCAAAGACAUCCACUUGGACAUGACCAAAAGAAAGGUCAGACCUUCAGAGGCCGUGCACGACGCAAUCAGUACGCGUUUCUGCGCCUUCGAAGCAAAGUUCAACGCCGCCAACAAAAAAUACGAUCAGACAAUUGACCGUUUUAAGAAACUGUGGGCCCAGGAGGAGGCAGACAUAAAGGCGGAGAAGGAUGUGCUCUCGGUAGACACCAACAACCUCCUUUGCGAUGUUGAGGAAAUAUAUGAUAGGAUCGUCGAUAUGAUCGAGGAGAUUCAAUUCUGCCGCGCUAAGAAAGAGUUUGACGUGCCAAUUAUAAUGGCGGCGAGUGACGUGGAUGAGGCGGUAGAGGGCCUGAUGGACGAGAUCUCGUUUACACGUGUCAACAAUGAGGCAAGGGUGCGAGCAGUUGAGGAAAUGGAGCAGAAGAUGAAGAAGAGGAAGGAGUUUGAGAGAGAAGCAGAUCCGGUCGUGCGCUUCGCUAAAGACCUGAACAUGGGAAAAGUGAAUCUAAAGAAGACGGGAGGCUUCGAAGAGCUGGAGAGGGCGCGAAAGCGGAAGGAGAAGGAACUAGGACUGCUGGGACAAGUACAAUAGUCAAAAGUUUUGAAAUAACUUUGAAGUACAGGGGGGAAAAAACCUUUCAUUAUGCUUUAUUUAUUAAAAUGAAG
Messenger RNA from Zophobas morio, 2103 nucleotides. RefSeq lists its product as uncharacterized. The transcript has 21 exons. NCBI's taxonomy places the organism in Eukaryota, Metazoa, Arthropoda, Insecta, Coleoptera, Tenebrionidae. Gene Ontology annotation, molecular function: ATP binding; actin filament binding; cytoskeletal regulatory protein binding. Gene Ontology annotation, biological process: vesicle transport along actin filament; actin filament organization. Bases 83 to 2029 code for a protein of 648 amino acids. Gene Ontology annotation, cellular component: vesicle; cytoplasm; myosin complex. The record is from RefSeq and is a predicted model, not a curated record.